Messenger RNA from Brassica rapa (field mustard), 2653 nucleotides. RefSeq names its product vacuolar protein sorting-associated protein 28 homolog 2. Gene Ontology annotation, biological process: protein transport to vacuole involved in ubiquitin-dependent protein catabolic process via the multivesicular body sorting pathway. Gene Ontology annotation, molecular function: protein-containing complex binding. The record is from RefSeq and is a predicted model, not a curated record. NCBI's taxonomy places the organism in Eukaryota, Viridiplantae, Streptophyta, Magnoliopsida, Brassicales, Brassicaceae. Gene Ontology annotation, cellular component: ESCRT I complex.
GCUUCUCUGCUCUCUUGCAAAACCCAAUCUUAAGUUUUACCUGAAUAUAUAUAUAUCUAGAUUCAACCAAAUUUGUGAAACAAAUGUCUUCUGAGUUUUGUCUCAAGUAAGUGUUAUAGACCAACCACACAAACAUGAUUGAGUGGUACAGGUGGUUUGAAAAGGUACUAAACACUUUGAAUUCGAAACUUAUCAUCUUAGAUAUAUCCGUUUGUCUGGCCAGAAAACAUAAAUCUCUAAUUCAUCACGAAUAAUCAAAUCUGUUUGUUGAUGGUAGUGAACAAUUCCCCCCAAAAAUUAGUUGGUUAGGAUUCCCCAACCAAAUACCCCGAGUUAUCAAAAAAUGUAUAGACCUAUUCUCAUGUUUCAUCUAGUGCUGUAAAGCGAAUUAAUUCCGUAAUGCCAACUCCACUACAUAUUGAAGGAUUUUUCAUUCAAAAAUCUGACUUAAUAAUUUACAAAAAUUUUAUAUUUAUAUAUUUUUAACACUGUGUAUCGUUGAGCCACAAGGACACAAAGUUUCAAAAUAUUACAAAAAACAAAGAGCAUAAGGUCAUACCAUUAGAUGUGUCAUAAUAUAUAACGGAUAUAAAAUGCCAAAGAGGUUAUCCAAAUAAAAAAAAUAACAAACGCAAUAUACUUACAACAAAGACAAUAGUUUGAUUUUCUUUUAAUCAUUCGGACCUAAAAACUCGAGCCCACGAAUCCGGUAAAAACCGCUAAUGCGGAUGGUCUAAUGCUUCCGCAUAAAUCAAGGAUUGUAAUUUUACACCAUCUGUGAUAGAAACUCGUUGUGAGAACACUAGACAACUUAUGAAAUUGAUGCUUUCUCAUUUGUCAUGAGCUCGAACUCUCCAAACUUUUUGGUUCUUUUUUUUAUCUACACUAUCUACUUAAAAAAAGAAUUUAGUUCUUAGAGAUCUGUCUCCAAAAGACCAAUCCAACCAAUUAUGACCGUCGCAACAAAGAAGAUCGAUCAGUAAAGCGGGACUACUGAAAAGCCUAAUUCCAAUAAAUAGCAAAGACCUUACUCCAAGAAAAACCAGAAAUAGAUAAUAAUACCCUCGCUUCAGAAGGAGCCAGCAACUCCCAAAAGUUACUAUACCACAUAAAACGAAGAAAAUCUAAACCGGAUCAACUUCUUUGCACCAGGCUUGAAGUUCUCAAAUAUACCUCAAAAUAUCCAAAAUAUACCUAAUUUACACAAAAUAUUUCAAGUGCUUCGGGUACUAAUCAACCCUCGGAUAGGAUCCGAACUCGAACAGGGGGAUCCACAGGUCUAGAAAAAUAUGUAUUUUACCAUGGAUCGAAACCCAAAUAGCACCUAUAUUUCGGUUUGGUUUUCCGAGUCUGGUAAAUAUUUAAGCCUAAAAGAGAGUUAUAUAAAAUCUUGUAUACAAAAUCUUAAAUAAACCAAUUGGUAAAUUGUAUAAUUUUAAGCAAUUUUUUCUUUAAUAUAAUAUGACUUUUUAACAUGAUAUUACAAAACAAUUUAAAAUACUAAUUUAGAAAUUUUGUUUAAAAUCCAAAGAAAAAUCCACGCUUUUUAUGCGCGGAUUAAAAUCUAGUUAUAACUUAUAUUUUUUUUACCUUGCCGGAUCCAUUGCUAAUAUUGAUUAAGUAAAAUAUUAUAUAAAUAACAUUUUUAAUAAAGUUAUAUAAAUAUUUAAAAUUUUAUAUUUUAUUUUAUUAAGAAGACUUUUUUAAUUUGCUAUCGGCGAAUAUCCGAAACCAAAUUAAGUCAAACCAAAAUCUAGAAAACAAACCAGUUUGAAUUAGUCACCGGUCUGAUAUUUACUCUAUUAUAUACUUUUUUGUAGUUUGAAAUUAGUUUGGGGUCUUCUUCCUCUUCCUGGUUCAUUUUCUCGGAUCAGAAAGUCUCUCAGAAAGGAAGAAAGUUCUUGUAUUAUGAUGAUGAUGGAGGCCAAGUUAUGGAACGACAAGAGAGAAAGAGAGAUGUACGACAACUUCGCAGAGCUCUUUGCAAUCAUCAAAGCAACAGAGAAGCUCGAGAGAGCUUACAUCAGAGACUUAAUCUCUCCUUCAGAGUACGAAUCCGAAUGCAACAAACUCAUCCUCCACUUCAAGACGCUCUCCGCUUCCCUCAGAGACACGGUCCCAAGCAUCCAACGAUUCGCAGACACAUACAAAAUGGACUGUCCAUCCGCUCUCUACCGCCUCGUGACAUCCGGUGUUCCCGCCACCGUGGAACACCGAGCCACCGUGGCGGCAUCCACCUCCAAUUCUGCCUCCAUUGUCGCUGAGUGUGUGCAGAACUUCAUCACGGCGAUGGAUUCUUUGAAACUAAACAUGGUUGCUGUCGACCAGGUCUAUCCUCUCUUGUCUGAUCUAUCUGCUUCUCUCAACAAACUGAGUAUUCUGCCGCCGGAUUUCGAAGGGAAGACGAAGAUGAAAGAAUGGCUUUCGAGGUUGGCGAAGAUGGGUGCAGCUGAUGAGCUUACGGAACAGCAGUCGAGGCAACUUCACUUUGAUCUUGAGUCUUCUUACAACUCUUUCAUGGCAGCUUUGCCUAAAGGUGGUAGCUGAAAAACCAAUGUAGGUUUUGGAGUCGAAUGUGCUUGUGUAUAAAGUAUUGUACGAUGUGUUGGUUAUAUGAGAGUUUAUUAAUAAUACCAAUUACAAGUACAAUGAA